CGGGCUCUCUGGUCACCAUAGUGACAAGACGCCAUGCAGCAGCAGGCCUACUAGAACCUGUAGCUGGUAAAUGUAUUAUGGUAGCUACCGUUCAUUACUCUUCGUCCUUUAUCACAGAAGUCCAUUUUUUUCCAUCGACAUUUUACGCAGUUGGUUUUAAGCUACUUCCAACUAGCUGUUAGUGCAACUCCAGCAGGAGGCUGACUCUGGCUGGCAGUGUUGGAAAUGCCUUUGCUGGUGACAGACUACUCAUGGACGCAGACAGACUCGACGGUUUAUAUAAAUGUGCCUUUAAAAGGAGCGAAAGCCGUGAAGGUGGAUAUUCUGUGUACAGACGAGUACCUGAAGGUGCAUUUCCCACCAUAUCUGUUUGAAGCCGUCCUGUCUGAACCUGUAGAUGAUGACAGAAGCACAGCAAAGAUUGGAAAUGGAGUUGCAGUCAUCAGUUUGCAUAAGAGGACCAACAAACUGUGGGAGCAGCUGAUGAUAACCACAAAUGAUAAAGAAAAAAAGAAGGUGAUCAGAGAAAGAGCUCUGCUGAAACACCAGGAGAAGCUUGCUGCAGAGUCCAAAGCCAAGGCAGAGAAACAGCAUACAGAGAAGAAAUAUGCUCUGGAGACAAUGAUGAAGCUUGAAAAGGAGGAAAGAGAGAGGAUCCAGAAAAUGAAGGACACUGAGCGAGAGAGGACCACAGCAGAGCUGGAAGCAUGGCAGCUGAAGCAGAGAGAAAAAGCAGAGGAAGAAGCCCAACUAAAACUCCAAAGUCAAAGAGGUGAUCAAGACAAGGUGAAAGCCGUGACAGAAAAGCAUGAGAACGGAUGUUCAGGCGGGAGAAAGGUCAAACUUGAUGGAAGGGGCAGCAGUGAAGCAAAGAGCAAGAAAAAACACGUGGAUCUGCCUCCUCCAAGAGUCUCUGGAAAUAUUCAAGUCACAUUCACCCCACGGGUUUUCCCAACAGCCCUCAGAGAGUCCAGAGUGCCAGAGGAGGAAGAGUGGCUCAAAAAACAAGCAGAAGCCAGAUGUGCAGUGAAUGCAGAUGUUAAUGAGCUGAAGGACCUGAAGGAGGAGGAGAGGAAUCCAGAUUGGUUAAAGGAGAAAGGAGACAAAUGUUUUGCGACUGGAAACUACCUGGCUGCAGUGAACGCCUACAACCUGGCUAUCAGACUCAACAGAAAGAUUCCAGCUCUGUAUUCAAACAGAGCUGCGUGUCAUCUGAAGUUAAGAAACCUUCACAAGGCCGUUGAAGAUUCCUCUCAGGCUCUUGAACUGUUGACUCCACCUGUUGCUGCCAACGCAGGUGCCAGAGCCAGAGCCCAUGUGCGCCGAGGCUCCGCUCUCUGCAAGCUGCAGCUCCAUGCAGAAGGGCUCCAAGACUACCAAGCAGCUCUGAAGAUUGACCCUCACAAUGAAGCGCUGCAGGCAGACACACAAAGAAUCAGGGACAUUAUACAAGGCACUGCAGCUGACCCUGAGACACAGUGAGACACAGCAGAUGGACAUAUCUCAUAUGGAUGUUUAUUGUUUGUUAUUUUUCUGUUACACCAGGGUUUAAUAAAUGAUCACACACAACAAAAAGCUGCAACAUGUCUCUAACUAUAGAGUCAAAUGUUAUGGUUUAAUCCCUGCCAGAACCAGGGUGAGGCAGGCACCAAGCUGCUCCAGAUCUGAAAAUGUAUGUAAGUGUGUUGCAGUGUUGCAGUUUGAUGUAGACAGAAUGGGAGAACCUCUGUCAGUGUGGGCAGAGCACCCUCAUGUGGACAAAUGUUGCACCUCCUGGAAUCAAAUGUAAAUGUUUGAAUAUUAAUGUCAGUCGAAUAUAAAUCAGCAAAGUGUUUUUAAGUGUAUUUACAUCUUUUUUUCCAUAUCAUUACAAAUAUGCAGUAAACACCAACAGCUUUAAUUGAAAA
Messenger RNA from Thunnus maccoyii (southern bluefin tuna), 1907 nucleotides. It is a transcript of the gene dnaaf4, whose product is annotated as dynein axonemal assembly factor 4. NCBI's taxonomy places the organism in Eukaryota, Metazoa, Chordata, Actinopteri, Scombriformes, Scombridae. Bases 226 to 1482 code for a protein of 418 amino acids. Gene Ontology annotation, biological process: outer dynein arm assembly; cilium movement; heart development. Gene Ontology annotation, molecular function: nuclear estrogen receptor binding. The transcript is spliced from 9 exons. The record is from RefSeq and is a predicted model, not a curated record.